AUGUCUGAAGAAACAUACGUCCGAACAUACGCAGAGGGGUUGUCACGAAUUGAUCGUGUCGUGGACGACUCCGGCUACGCAUUUACGGCUCUCGAUGUCGCUGAGAAAGGUCUCGCGAGUCUGGAGCCGAUCAAGAGUUAUUCGCAUUUGCUCUUUGUCAACGUUUCGAAGAACCAAAUAUCUGAUGCGUCACCUCUUUUAGAUCUUUCGUACCUUGUGUGCGUGGAUCUGUCAAAGAAUGUCCUCAAAUCAACGCCAGAUUUUCCACAGCCAUACUUGCAGUCGCUCGACGUCUCUGAUAACCAGAUCACAUCUCUUCAAGGCCUUUCGUCGGCCUCCUUGACAGUGCUCAAGAUUAAUGGUAACGGGUUGACAAGCCUCGUUGGUCUACAGAAUUUACCAUCCAUCAAAACAUUGGAAGCAGCUCGCAAUGAUAUCAUAGAUGUUGAAAGCCUUGCAAAUGAUACAGCGCCAAGGCUGGAAACGCUGCACCUGGAUGAAAAUAAAAUUACGACGAUUAUGGGCAUUGAAACUCUGCAAGAGCUAAAGACGCUCUCAAUUCAACAGAACUACAUUGAAUCUUUCGAAUCCAUCCAGCAACUGAGGCUUCUCACCAAGCUAACUUCACUUAAUCUGACCGGAAAUCCCGUGACACAAGCAAAAGAUUAUCGUGAAUCUGUCAUCUUGCUCGCACCAUUGCUUAAACACCUUGAUGGUGAAACACUUACUGACGAGGAUCGCUUUGCUGCAUUAGAGCUAAAGCGUCGGCGAGAGAUGGAGGCUAUGGAACAAGCUGAAGAGAAGUAG
Plasmopara halstedii is the source of this 807-nucleotide messenger RNA. Its product is annotated as Protein phosphatase 1, regulatory subunit, and related proteins. NCBI's taxonomy places the organism in Eukaryota, Oomycota, Peronosporomycetes, Peronosporales, Peronosporaceae. Gene Ontology annotation, molecular function: protein binding. The coding region runs from base 1 to 807 and encodes 268 amino acids. The transcript has 6 exons. The record is from RefSeq and is a predicted model, not a curated record.